Molecule: messenger RNA, 2324 nt
Organism: Hypoxylon trugodes
Lineage: Eukaryota; Fungi; Ascomycota; Sordariomycetes; Xylariales; Hypoxylaceae
Product: interferon-related developmental regulator-domain-containing protein
Exons: 1
Coding region: 653-2026 (457 amino acids)
Source: RefSeq, a predicted model, not a curated record
GUUACCAUUUAUGUGGGGAAUAUUAAAGUGCCCCCGCAUUAGAUGUUCAUUCAUAUGACGAGUUGAUAGUUUUACAGUGCAGCAGGGUUAGAUUUUGCUACCAGAUGACGCGCCUGCCUACCUCUCUGCCUAUAUUUUGCCUCCACGCUAAAAUGCUUGCAUUUCGCAUCUGCUUAAAUAAGAAACCUCGAGAUUCCUGCCCUCCAAUUUCACCCAUACACCUAUCUCCGAUUAAGCGCCUACACGUAUUCGCCAUUUUCGAUAAAUAAACCCUGGUGCGCAUACGAAAUUCUUACCUUUACCUACCUAGUCAUACCGCCUAUUUCCGCACAAUCCGAACACAUUCCAUUGUUCGUAAGAACAAGAACAACGUGACAGGCUACUACAAUAUUAGUUGUUCUUGAAUAACACAAAGGUUUUCUCUAAGACCUUACUAAUUAAAUACACACAUAUCUCGAGACUCCAAACCAUCCUCAUGGAAUUCAAGUCGCAAACUAUUCAGUCCUCAUUUAACUAUUUUCAUACGAAGAAAUUCAAGACUUGAUACGAUAAAGGUCCUACCAACCCUACUAAACUAGUGGGCGACGACUUGACACGAAAAAUCAACACCUUUUAAUACUUUCGGUAUAUUUUAUAUUAGAUUACAUCGAAAAUGCACGAUUUACGAAAGAAGAUCUUCGAGAGCGGCAAGACCGUUUCCAAAAAGGCGCGCUCGAGGCAACAGUCGGCGCAAGCUUCUCCUGCUAGUUCGCGCGGCGGUUCGCGCGCUACGAGUCGACAAGCUUCCGAGGACGAAGAUUCGAGCGAUUACGAUUAUGAAGAUAGUUUAGCGAGUUCCAUCAUUACCGAAGAUGGCGACGAAACGGGACCGACGCCGCCGUCAGAACUCCUGCACAACAAUAUCGUGGACCUACUAGAUCAAAAGCGCGACAGCGGGCAAGAUCGAGAAGUCAAGUUGACGGCUUACACGGAACUAAUUCGACAUCACCCUGACGCCGAGGAAAUUGAGGGACAGAUGAAUGAACUCAUUCCGAUGCUAUUAAAGAGUGCGCGCGGUCGCAGAACCCCACAAGGCACCCUUUGGGCUCUGAAAGCACUUAUGGUAACCAUUCUCACAACUGGGGCCGAGAACAUCCACGAUCGCGUAUACCCGACUUUGAAGACCGUUUGCCAAGACUCUGACUACGAAGAAGGGUUCACCUCGGCGAUUAAAAUAGCAGCUAUUAAAGCUAUGGGUAUCUCAACGAUGUGUGGAGGGGGUUCGGCAACUGCUGCCGAGGAGCUUCUAGAUUUCCUUAUCGAUAUUAUUGCGAGUGAUGGACACCUUAUCGACGCCGCUGAUGAUGGGCCAGUAGUUGCAGCAGCGCUAAGCACAUGGGGUUUCGUCGCAAGUGGUCUUGACGAUCUAGAAGAACAGAGCACACAGGCACUAGAAGCCUUCACAGAGCAGCUUGAGAGUGCCGAUGUAGACGUCCAAGUCGCAGCCGGUUCAAAUAUUGCCUUAGUUCUAGAAGCCGCUCGCGAAUUUGAAGAAGAGACUGGAGAUUCCUGGAACAUGCGAUAUGAUGAGGAAGGGCUUCUUCGACGAUUGAAUACGCUUACGAGGGAGUCUUCAAAGUCGAUAUCGAAGCGGGACAAGAAGCAGCUCCAUGCUAGCUUUAAGAGUGUUGUAACUUCUCUUGAGCAUGGCAAAGGUCCUGGUUACUCGACCGCACGCCGUUUUGCCAGUAAUCCCCAUACAGGCGGCAAUAAGGCAGACUUUAAUGAAGAUUUCCAAGAGUACGGAUAUCGACAAAAGCUGCGAAUUCAGAACAUCAGCAUUGUCAUCGAUACUUGGUCUCUAGCAGCCCGAGUGGGAAUGCUGAAGUCUAUCCUCGGAGGUGGCCUCGCUAGUCACUAUCUGAACAACCCAGUGGUGAGAGAUUUGUUGAGUGGCGCUAGAACCGAGUAUCUCUCAGCUCCACCCAAGGAGAAGUCAGGAAGGACUGGUUACGGAAAGAAGUCACAAAGGGGCGUUUCCGAUUAAACAUUUUGAGACAUCGUUUCAUUUCAUUACAAUCACUACCUAGGUACUUCCACAUAUUGGUAGACCCAAAGAUUUCCGAUUAACGAGGUUUUCUGGUUUCUUUUUCUUUUGUUGGUGCGGUAAGCCGCUACAGAAAGAUACCCAUGUAUUUAUAACAAGACGGGUAGGGACUGCGUUAGGUUUUGCAUCGUUAUUAGGUAUUAGGUAUUAUGCAUUAGAUACCUAGAGUGCGACUCAGAAAGAGGCCAUUAGAUUAGGUACAGCAUCAAUGAUAUAUCCCCUUCAUCUCAUCGCAAAU